Molecule: messenger RNA, 1354 nt
Organism: Pseudogymnoascus destructans
Lineage: Eukaryota; Fungi; Ascomycota; Leotiomycetes; Thelebolales; Thelebolaceae
Exons: 3
Coding region: 407-1183 (258 amino acids)
Molecular function (GO): acyltransferase activity, transferring groups other than amino-acyl groups
Source: RefSeq, a predicted model, not a curated record
CAUCUUUAUUACAGUCUUCGUCUGAGAUUAAAUCGCAGAGUGUGAGCUGAAACUGGCUGGGAGUUUACACUUAGUUCAGAAUACAAUUUAUCACCUUACCUCAAACACAUCACUCUCCGCGGCGGUCCAUCAAGGCCUUCAUAACGCCCUACAAAUAACAGACUCCAAGACUUAUCAGAAUCUUAAGAUUGAUGUCGGUUGAUAUACGCCAGAGCCUCAAUUGCUUGCGAUUUCCCUCUCGAUACGAAUCGAUAUCGAGAUCGCAACUCUCUAAACCCCAUACAGGAGAAGGAACUCGGGAAACAGAGAAACCCAUUAGUAAAUAUUUAACCUGAAGGUAUUCUCUCCCACCAUCAUUAACAUGGCUCUAUAGAAUCGCAACAUCAAUUUGUCAAACCUUUUGAAAAUGACGAGCAGUAAAGCUAGUUCCACGAUAACUGAGCAGAAACGUAGCCCUUCGCCGGAUAAUGAAACAGUCCGGUUUAUUGGCAUAUCUGAGUAUCUCGGCGCCGCAGAAUGUCUUGCCAAAGCAUUUGUAGUCGAUACUUUAUGCCGCUACUUCGUUGACGCCGACGACACGAAGGAAUACUCUGAGGAGAGAAAGUGGAAGCUCCAUUCUGAUAUCCUGCGCUACAUGGUCGCAGCUCAUUGCCACAGAGGUUUCGUCACCACAAUCGGUCCGAACUAUGAUGCUGUGGCUCUCUGGCUUCCUCCCGGAAAGGGCAUAGACGAUUGGUGGACCAUCCUCCGCAGCGGUACGUGGCGUCUCUUCUUCUCGCUUUCUUGUGAGGGAAAAGCCCGUUUCUACUCGGAAUUCCUCCCUCUCCUCCAUAAUACGAAGCAGAGAGUGCUGGGAGAGCGGGACGGUAAGAGCUACUACCUUGACUACAUAGGCACCAAACCUUCUGCGCGCAAAAAGGGCUAUGCUAGAAAGUUGAUCGAGCACGGCUUGGCAAUGGCGGACGCUGAGGGCGCACCGACGUACUUGGAAAGCACUGCAGCAGUUAAUGUGCCGUACUACGAGAAAUUCGGCUUCCAAUACAUCAAAGAAGUUCACCUGCAGCGGGAUGAGAAACCAGUUUCGCUGAGUAUCAUGGUCCGAGAGCCCAAGACUAAUGCUGGAGUCUCACAGCCACCGCCGAAGCAGAAAUGCAGCGUCAAGAUUGUGGAGCUUGUUGUUUAGUUGGGGGACAUGAUGACACUGAAGUACCUUGCAAAAGGGUAUAGUGUGGCCAGAAUGAGUAACCAGAUUGUGUAAUGACUCAACAUUGGCAGAAAGAAGAAAAGAAAUUAGGCCUAGAAUGGAUGUGUGGCCUUGGAUGAGACUGAGAAGUUUGUGUUUUUGGGGAUUCGU